AUGUGCCGAAGACUGACAGAUCUCAGCCAGCUAAGCUGGUGGAAUCGCGAAAGUGAUGGGUUCUGGGGUGACCCGGAGCUUUGCGGUGGCGAGGAUGCAGCCGCCGGCUCGCCGUCGGAGCUGGCGAUGCUAACAGCAGAACACCUUGGUGAGCCCGCUUUGGCCCAUCGCAUAGACGAAGUUGCAGCCCGCGUGGCACGCAACGGCUUCCAGGUGGUUGAUCUGGAGUCGCGGCCGCCUGCUGCAGGGGAUGCGCUCUUUCACCAGGUGUCCUUCUGCAAUCAUUGCUGUGCUGGGCUCUCGAAUGCGACUUGGACCUGGAGUGCCUCCAAAGGCCUGUUGCUGCGCGCGACGCGCGCGGUGAGCUCCGGCGAGGAGCUGACCAUCAGCUACAUUGGAAAGCCCUGGUGUGAUCUUGCGCGCCCUGCACGGCGAAGAUAUCUGAAGCAGAAUUUCAACUUCGUCUGCCUGUGUAAGGCUUGCGCAAAUCCGGAUGCAGCCACAGGUGUUGCGCCGGCUUUGCAAGCUCCAAAAGCGAACAAGCUCCAGGGCCUCUUGCUCAAGUGGCUCACGGAGGCGCCCGCCGAGAUUGUUGAGCAACGCCCCUUUCAGUUCCUGCAGUGCUAUGCCCUUUCUUCCGGGCUCCGCAAUGCCGCCAUCACAGCCGGAAGUGUUGGACUCGCGGCAAGCGCUGACUGGGCCUUGCGAGGCCAGUUGCAGGAUGCCGCAAAGUCGCUGGCAGUAAAGGCGGUCAAUCUUGAAAGUGAAGAGUGGGAGAAACGGAAAGGCCCGGCAGCUCACGGGCUGCCUGCGCGGCCCUUGGCGAAGGCCGCCGCCGUCGCUUUCGUCGCUUUUGGCCUCCUGGGCCUCGGCGCCUUCUUUGGCCUCGGCGGCCUCGGCCUUGGCCUCCGAGGACCGAGGCCCUCCUCGGAGACGGACGGAGAGGUCAGACCGCCCCUUGACAGACUGAUCUUCAAGGGCGAGGUGGACAACCUGCACAUCGUCGCAGGCUACACUGAGUUCGCCCACGUGAAUUGCUUCGACCAUCGUGGCGCCACAUCGGCCGGGAACGGAAGCAUGGGCGUAGAGAAGCUACGGCGGGUCAUUCGGCUGCUACUGAUGUGCAUGGCGGGCAGCCAGGCUUUCACAGGCACGAGCACUGCCAUGGCUUCGUCAUCUUCUACCGCUGCUCGAGCCAAAAUGAGGUGGGGGUGCAUGGACCUGGUGGUCGUCUCUGAGACACGUGGGUUGGGCGUCGCUUUCGGUGGCCCACUCGUGUACUUAGAGGGCUCCUGGGAUUGGGUGCGCCUUUCUCUGGCUUUUGCACACCUGGGCACCUACUCCUUGAGGGCCCAGCUCUCAACCAUGGAUCCGACGGAGACGGAGCUGAACGCCAUCACGGACCUGGCCGGCGUCUUCACAUGGGCCGGCGUGACCGGGUUCUUGGAACAAUCCCUCAGGCCGGCUUGGGACACGAUGGCUGCAUCCCUCCACGUUCCUGGCUCCGUGGACGCUGAGGGAAAUUCCGGGCCCCUCCGUGACCUCACCUUGGUGGAGCAGGCCCGUAUCGAGUCGACCAGGAGGGUGGCUCUACUGAGGAUGGGCAUCCCGCCGGACUCUAUGGGCACGCCUGGGCCUUCGGCACCCGCUCCUGUGGCAGGACCGGGUGCACCUGCGCCGGGUGGACAAGCAGGCGCCGGAAGCCGUCGCCUCAAGCUGUCGGCUGUUCUGGACCCCACCCUCGACGCCGACGUGGUCUCCCUUGGCAACCUCGAGAUUCAGAAGCUCUAUGCCGACUACAAGGCAAAAUUCGGGGACCAUCCGAGUGUGGAGGCGGACCCUUCGGCAGACCAGCUGGCGUCCCUUAAGCAAGUGGUGGCGGCAGGGUCGGUUCCCUACGCGGACUUCUCCUUGUUCGGCCCUCACGGCUUGCGCCUGCUUCGCAAACAAACGUUCACCAGCUACACCCUGAACGUGGCGACGGGCGAGUGGUCUAAGAAGGAGCAGCCGGGCCCAUCUUCAUACCACUCGUGGGUGGAGGCGAAGAAGAAGCGGUACGAAGGCGAGGACCAGAGUGUCAAGCAAGAUGGCGUCUUCGUGAAGAACCGGAUGGCUGCAGUCACCAGUGCAAUCUUUGCCUUGGCCCACACACGGCAAUGGAUUGCACCCGCAGCUGACCCGAGCCAGCUCCAGCUGAUCCUAGGCACGGCCGGAAGGGAGCAAAGCAAAGAGACCGCGCAGAACCGGAGCAGUGUCUAUACAAAGAGCUUGGUGCAGGUGCCUCCCGUGGAAAGCACCUACCCCGACUACGCCCUGGCUACUGGUGCUCUUCAGCGGCCGCCGUCGAAAGGGGACCUCCCGAACUGGUUGGCACACUACGGCCUCAUGGUGUGCUGCCUCGACCUCGUCUGCGACACUCCCUGCGACGUGUUGGACGAGGCGAAGUGGAGCCAGGUCGAGAAAGACAUCAACGACGGCAACUUCGCAGCAUGCUGGGCUGCGACUCCGUGCGGCACCUUCAGCCCUCUUCGUGAAGUACGUCCGGGGCCCCGGCCACUCCGCACGGUCGAAGAGAUUGAAGGAGUGGGGGGCCUGUCCCCAAAGGAGAAGGCGCAGCUGAAGGAGGCCAACAUCCUGGUCGAGCGCACCUUCGACGCCCUUUCUUUGAUCUGGGACCACAAGGGGACCUGGGGCUUGGAGAACCCCGUCCAUGGCAGCAACAGGCCCGAGCUGUGGCAGAUGCCGCUCAUGCGCCAGCUGGCCCAGCUGGAUCGCACGUCUGAGGUUGUCUUCGAUCAGUGCCGGCUUGGCCUCAACACUGUGAAGCCAACCAAGAUUUUUAUUCAGCUCCCACGCCGCAGUCACGAGAGCACGGCUGGCAAGCGGACGCGGGAUGCUUCGGGCGAGCACUGGGCCUCUCGGGUCCAAGGCGAAUACCCGCCCCACCUCUGCCAGGUCGUCGCCCACACCCUCUUCCAAGGCAUCCGCCAGCGAGCCUUGGAAACCGAGGAUUUGUGCAAAGAAACUGACCCGGGCCUGGAGUUCCAGGCCCUCGUGCCCAAGGAGCCCAGGACAGAAAGAGAGGAGCAGAACAGCCAGGCACUUGGCGGGAUGAGGAACCCGCGCCGCUCUUUGGACAGAGUCCAGGGCGCGCGCCAGGUAGGCCGCGCCCUGCAUAAACUGUUGCGGGGCUGCUUGGCCAAGUGGCCGGGCCUCAAGCUGCCGGCCAAGGCCAUUCUUCGGGGGGAGGCGCCGGACGAGCUGGGCGACAAGCUCGUUGACAAAGUCAGAACGGCCGUGCUCACAGUUCUGGGCGCACCGGACGAG
Molecule: messenger RNA, 3327 nt
Organism: Symbiodinium necroappetens
Lineage: Eukaryota; Dinophyceae; Suessiales; Symbiodiniaceae
Source: the annotation of a GenBank genome assembly